Purpureocillium lilacinum is the source of this 579-nucleotide messenger RNA. RefSeq lists its product as uncharacterized. NCBI's taxonomy places the organism in Eukaryota, Fungi, Ascomycota, Sordariomycetes, Hypocreales, Ophiocordycipitaceae. The record is from RefSeq and is a predicted model, not a curated record.
AUGAGCGAGCGCCCACGCCGCCCGGAGCUCGGCGGUGGCGCCCCGCGAGCCGCCCGCGGCGCCGUCAAAUCCAGCGGAAUGACCUCCUCCUCGAUCCACCAGCAGCACCACCAGCAGCUGCACCACAGCAACUUCCUGCGCAGCCAGCUCACGCGCCGCCCCACGGGCGCAGCAGGCUCCGGCGCGUCGGGCGCAUCGGCCGCGGGCGGCGGGAGCGUGGCGAGCGGCUCCUCGGCCGAGACGCUGCGCGUGCCUGGCGGCGGCGGCGCCGCCGACGUCGACGUCCUGUCCGACACGUCGGAGAUUGUCGUGCGCAACCAGCAGGGCGAGAUUGAGCUGGGCGAUCCGCCGACGCCGGUGCUCGAGGAGCACGACGAGCAGGCUGAGGAUAGGCAGGAGGCUGAGAAGGAGAGACAGCGUUUGGCCGACGCCGUGAGGCACCACUCUGUCAACCACAGCUCUGUACCCGAUCAGCCCGAAGAGCUGCUCGAGGCGGUCCGCGCAGAUCUCCGCGCCAAGGUCAGCGCCCUCGCAGAGGACAAUUGGAUGUUUGAGCCAGAGGAGCCGGCUCGCGGGUGA